UCGGUGCGCAUCGUCAGCAUCAGUUUGAAGUCAAAUCUGACAGCCUGCUUGCCUUGCCCGGUUCCUUUUUUCCCUUUUCCCGUCUCCUUCCCUCGCCGGUGGUCAUCCCGUCUCGUUUAAGAGUUGUGUCGGGACUGUGGGAGAGCGCGUUUGGCUUCAACUUGGGGUUGAAGAAAGACAAGAGGAAACUCCUCGGGAUUCUCCAUACACCGAGCUCUCAUCCGGAUAUUCUGUUUGACGUGUUGAAGUGCUACUUAAGGAGAAUUCUGGGGAGCUUUCUUACUCUUUCGAUUCCUCAAGGAUGAAGCAGAACAGUGGACCUGUGUUCUGAAACAGCUCCCACUUUCCAAACUUCAUGUUCCAGGAUGAACCAUGAGCAAAGGUUGUGAGGGCCUGCUCCUAUCGUCCUGUCGUUCAGUGAGGCAGUGAGCUCACGGUGGAUACAGCAUGCAUGUGUCGAAAUAUCCCAUGAUGCACUCUGCCAACCCGGGACUGCUACUCCUCAGCUUCCUCUUCCUCGCCGAUGCCGACUCACCCCCGAGAUUUACACGAACCCCAGAAGACCAAACAGGAGUGCAGGGGGGAGUGGCCUCCUUUGUGUGCCAGGCCACAGGUGAUCCACAGCCCAAGAUCGUGUGGAACAAGAAAGGCAAGAAAGUCAGCAACCAGAGAUUUGAGGUAAUAGAGUUUGACGACGGGUCCGGCUCGGUCCUGAGGAUCCAGCCUCUGAGGACCCCGAGAGACGAGGCUAUUUACGAAUGUCACGCCUCCAACUCUGCGGGAGAGAUCACGGCCUCCACCAGGCUGAGCGUGCUACGAGAGGACCAGCUGCCCUCGGGGUUCCCAACCAUAGACAUGGGUCCGCAGCUAAAGGUGGUGGAGCGUUCUCGGACCGCCACCAUGCUUUGUGCUGCCAGCGGUAACCCCGACCCAGAAAUAACCUGGUUCAAGGAUUUCCUGCCGGUCAACACGUCCAACAACAACGGACGGAUCAAGCAGCUCCGCUCAGAGUCCUUUGGUGGCACGCCCAUACGAGGUGCCCUCCAGAUAGAGAUGAGCGAGGAGUCGGACCAGGGGAAAUACGAGUGUGUUGCCACCAACAGCGAUGGGACGCGUUAUUCCACACCGGCCAACCUCUACGUCCGAGAGCUGCGAGAAGUGCGCCGCGUCCCCCCUCGCUUCUCCAUCCCGCCGGCCGACAGCGAGAUCAUGCCAGGGGGCAACGUCAACAUCACCUGCGUGGCGGUGGGCUCCCCGAUGCCCUACGUGAAGUGGAUGCUGGGAGCCGAGGACCUGACGCCCGAGGACGACAUGCCCAUCGGCCGCAACGUCCUGGAGCUGACUGACGUGCGGCAGUCCAACAACUACACCUGUGUCGCCAUGUCAACGCUGGGCGUGAUCGAGGCGGUGUCGCAGAUCAUCGUGAAAGCUUUGCCAAAGGCUCCUGGCAGCCCUGUGGUGACAGAGAGAACUGCAACAAGCAUCACACUCACCUGGGAUUCAGGCAACCCCGAGCCGGUCUCCUACUACAUCAUACAGCACCGUGCCAAAGGGUCCGAGGACCCCUACAAAGAGAUCGACGGCAUCGCCACGACGCGCUACAGCGUGGGCGGCCUCAGCCCGUACUCCCACUACGACUUCCGGGUGGCAGCCGUUAACACCAUCGGCCAGGGCCCCUCCAGUGAUGUGGUGGAGGCUCGCACGGCUGAGCAGGCCCCCUCCUCUCCCCCUCGACAGGUGAGAGGUCGCAUGCUCAGCACCACAACAGCAAUCAUCCACUGGGAUGAACCCGAGGAGCCGAACGGACAGGUGGUGGGCUACAGAGUCUACUACACCUCAGACAACACGCUGCCAGUCAACCAGUGGGAGAAGCAGAUGGUGCGCAGCGCCAACUUCAUCACCAUCCAGAGUUUGACUCCCAACAAGACUUAUUACAUCCGAGUGCUGGCCUUCACCUCUGUGGGAGACGGGCCGCUGUCCCAGGACCUGCAGAUCAUCGCCAAGACCGGAGUUCCAUCACAGCCUUCAGAAUUUAAGGGUGAGGCCAAGUCUGAGACCAGUAUCCUGCUGUCCUGGGUAGCCCCGCCCCAGGGUGGUCCCGAUAACCAGAUCACAGGAUAUGAGCUGGUCUACCGACGGGCCGAUGACACAGAGGAGAAGAAAGUGAGCUUCGAGCCGACCGCCUCCUACCUGCUGAAGAACCUGAAGCCCUUCUCCUCCUACACCUUCCAGCUGGCCGCAAAGAGCAAGCACGGCAUCGGGGCGUAUACUAACGAAGUGUCCAUCGACACGCCGCAGACGCUUCCUGCAGCGCCUCCCCAGGACAUCACAUGCACCAGCCCCAGUUCUACCAGCAUCCUGGUAAGUUGGGCUCCACCUCCUCUGGAGUUUCAGAACGGCGUCAUUACGGGAUACUCCAUCCAGUACUCCACCACCGAGGGCAACAAGUCGUCCAAAAGGAUCGACGGAAUAUCCCCGGAAAGCUCUCCGUACGUCCUGGAGAACCUUGAGAAAUGGACUGAGUACGGCGUAACGGUGCGGGCUCAGACAGAAGCCGGGGACGGACCGGAAAGCUUACAGCUGCUUAUCCGCACUGAGGAAGAUGUUCCAAGCGGCCCUCCUCGAGGGGUGGAGGCAGAGACUGUGAACGCCUCGGCCGUUAGGGUGAAAUGGCGAGCGCCCGCCCCCGAAAAGCAACACGGUCAGAUCCGAGGCUACCAAGUCCACUAUAUGAGGAUGAACUACGGAGAGCCGCAGGGUCAGCCCUUCAUCAAGGACAUCCUCAUUGAGGACACUCAGUGGGAAAACGAUGACUCAACAGAAUACGAUGUGGUUCUUGGAGAUCUGAAGGCAGACACAUCUUACUCUGUGUCAGUGGGGGCUUACACCGCUAAAGGUGAUGGGGCUCGCAGCAAACCGGUUUCUGCCUGUACAGCCAUGCCAUUGCCUGAGAAGCCCAAACUGAUGGUCAGUGCCACUGAUUCAAGCACUGCUCUGCUUCAAUGGUACCCACCACAAAACCCGCCCACCCCUCUCCUGGGGUACCGCCUCACCUUCGGCCGUGUCGACGUCCUCCCCUUUACGGUUGUUGAGUUCCCCACCAAGGAGAACCGCUACACCGCCCAGGACAUCCACAAGGGAGCCGACUAUGUGUUCAGACUCUCCGCCCGGAACAAAAUGGGCUACGGAGAGGAGGCGGUGAAGGAAGUGACUACUCCAGAAGACGCCCCGAGUGGAUACCCUGAGAAUAUAAUCUCUCAGGAGGCCUCUGCCACCACUCUGCGUCUGGAAUGGAAAUCAGUGCCGCUAAUUGAGCAAAAUGGGAAAAUUGUGAAGUACUCGGUGCUGUACAAGGAUAUAAACAGCCGAGGGAACGCCUCAGAAGUCGUUGUGCCCGCUCCGGGGUCGAGCGUUUUGUUGGAGGGUCUGAGUGCCGAUACUGUGUAUGAUGUCAGGUUGUGCGCGUUCACGUCUGUAGGCCCCGGGCCGUACAGCCCCGGCGUCCAGUGUAGGACGCAGCGGCUGGAUCAAGUUUUUGCUGCAAACUUCCGAGUCAAGGCUUCCAUGAAGAACUCUGUUCUGCUGUCCUGGGAGAUCCGAGACAAGAACCCCGCCCAGCCGUUCACCAUCCUGUAUGGGAAGGGCCAGUCUGUUGAAGUGGAUGGGAAGCUGACUCAGAAGCUGAUCACUGGUUUGGAGCCGGACACCCAGUACUCCUUUCUGCUCACCAAUCGAGCCAACAGCGCCGGGGGUCUGCAGCACCGCGUCACCGCCACCACCGCCCCCGACAUCCUCAAAACCAAACCCACUGUGGUGGGAAAGACCAACGCAGACGGCAUGGUGACUGUGCAGCUUCCGACGGUGCAGACGACAGCCAAAGUCAGGGGUUACUAUGUGGUGGUGGUGCCUCUGAAGAAACAGAGAGGAGGGAAGUUCCUGAAUCCCUGGGAGGAGCCUGACCAGAUGAACAUGGAUGAGCUCCUGAAAGAGAUCAACAGGACCAGCAUCAGUCGUGCCCUCCGCAUCCGCAGACAGGCCGGCCAAUCAGAUCCAAGAGCCUACGUCAGUGCCCACUUUAAGACCCUCCCCCUGGAGUUCACGCUGGGCGACGGUCGGAACUACGGUGACUUCCGCAACCGUCCGCUACAGAACGGACAGGAGUAUGUUUUCUUUGUGCUCGCGCUGCUCGACCUCUCUGAGAAUACUAUGUUCGCCACCAGCCCGUACUCUGAUCCCGUGACAUCAUCCGAUGUGGAUCCUCAGCCAAUCGUGGACGAGGAGGAGGGUCUGUUGUGGGUGGUGGGGCCCGUGCUGGCCGUCAUCUUCAUCGUCUGCAUCGUCAUCGCCAUUCUGCUCUUCAAGAGCAAACCUGACAGGGCGGCUUAUUGCAGCAAAGCCAUGUCGUCCCAUCAUCCCACUGAUACCAGAAUCAAGAAACUCCAGACUUUAGCCGCACACGUAUCCAAAUUGCCUUUUUUUUCCUUCUUCUUUUUUCUGUGCUCUGCAGGCAUGGCGAGUCACCCGCCCAUCCCCAUCUCCGAGAUGGCAGAUCACAUCGAGCGCCUCAAGGCGAACGACAAUCUCAAGUUUUCUCAAGAGUACGAGUCCGUCGACCCCGGUCAGCAGUUCACCUGGGAGAACUCCAACUUGGAGGUCAACAAGCCAAAGAACCGCUACGCUAACGUCAUCGCCUAUGAUCACUCCAGGGUCAUACUCUCCAGCAUCGAGGGUGUCCCGGGCAGCGACUACAUCAACGCUAACUAUAUCGACGGCUACCGUCGUCAGAAUGCCUACAUCGCCACUCAGGGGUCCCUCCCUGAGACUUUCGGGGAGUUCUGGAGGAUGGUCUGGGAGCAGCACACGGCUAAUAUCAUCAUGAUGACAAAGCUGGAAGAGAAGUCAAGGGUGAAGUGCGAUCAGUACUGGCCGACACGGGGCACGGAGACCUACGGCCUCAUCCAGGUCACUCUGCUGGACACGGUGGAGCUGGCCACCUACUCUGUCAGGACCUUCGCUCUCUACAAGAGCGGCUCCAAUGAGAAGCGCGAGGUCCGUCACUUCCAGUUCACGGCCUGGCCCGACCACGGGGUGCCUGAACACCCCACCCCCUUCCUGGCCUUCCUGCGCAGGGUCAAGGCCUGCAACCCUCCGGAUGCAGGACCGAUGGUUGUCCACUGCAGUGCUGGAGUGGGUCGCACCGGCUGCUUCAUUGUCAUCGACGGCAUGGCAGAGCGGAUCAAGCACGAAAAGACCGUCGACAUCUACGGCCACGUCACGCUGAUGCGCUCCCAGAGGAACUACAUGGUCCAGACGGAGGACCAGUACAUCUUCAUCCACGACGCGCUGCUGGAGGCCGUGACCUGCGGGAACACAGAGGUCCCCGCCAGGAACCUGUACUCCUACAUCCAGAGGCUGACGCAGAUCGAACCGGGGGAGAACGUCACCGGCAUGGAGCUGGAGUUCAAGCGUCUGGCUAGUGCCAAGGCCCACACGUCGCGGUUUGUGAGCGCCAACCUGCCAUGCAACAAGUUCAAGAACCGGCUCGUGAACAUCAUGCCCUACGAGACCACGCGUGUGUGUCUGCAGCCAAUCAGAGGGGUGGAGGGAUCGGAUUAUAUCAAUGCCAGCUUCAUUGAUGGAUACAGGCAGCAGAAGGCCUACAUAGCUACCCAAGGUCCGCUGGCUGAGACCACAGAGGACUACUGGAGGAUGCUGUGGGAACACAACUCCACCAUAGUUGUCAUGCUAACCAAGCUGAGAGAAAUGGGACGGGAGAAGUGUCACCAGUACUGGCCUGCAGAGCGCUCAGCCAGGUACCAGUACUUUGUGGUGGAUCCCAUGGCUGAGUACAACAUGCCCCAGUACAUCCUCCGAGAGUUUAAAGUCACCGACGCGAGGGACGGCCAAUCGCGGACAGUUCGUCAGUUCCAGUUCACUGACUGGCCAGAGCAAGGAGUGCCAAAGUCAGGGGAGGGGUUUAUUGAUUUCAUUGGCCAGGUGCACAAAACUAAAGAACAGUUUGGCCAGGAUGGGCCAAUCACUGUGCACUGCAGUGCGGGAGUGGGGAGGACCGGUGUGUUCAUCACCCUCAGCAUCGUGCUGGAGAGGAUGAGGUACGAGGGAGUGGUGGACAUCUUCCAGACUGUCAAGAUGCUCCGCACCCAGAGACCUGCCACCGUUCAGACCGAGGACCAGUACCAGUUCUGCUACCGGGCCAGUCUGGAGUACCUGGGAAGCUUUGAUCACUAUGCAACAUAAACCCAGUGGCCGUCUCUCGUGCCACAUCCCACCUAGUGCACUUCUGUCAGGUCACACGCGUGCGGGUCUGGAUGAAUGCACUAGGCCGCGAUGUGUCUUUGAAGAGCUUCGGCCACCACAUGCAGAGUGAAGGGGGACCAUCGGCUUACUCCGUACCAAGAAACAGCACCUCUAACUGAGCCAUAGAAACCUGCUUGACAAGGGUGUUUCUUCCACCCUCAGCCCAAACACACCCAUUGGUCAGUCUGAAGAAGCAACUUCAACCACUGUUCCAAUCAGAAUACUUGAUCGAAUAUUGAUUUUUUUUUUUUUUUUUGUCGUUUCCGUGCUUUUUGUGAGCACCCAGAUUGCUUUACAUUGUUUGGGUGUGGAACUCUCACCUGUGUCCACCACCAGUGUAGCAUCACCAACCUAAACACAGGACCUGGCUACAGUAUAUAGCUAUCACUUUUUUCUAUCUAGAGGACUGUCUAGAAAAGGAGUCUGCAAAUCCAUCUUAUGGAAGCCACGUGGACCGACCGAAAGAAACUGGGACUUUUUCAAAGCACCAGAGAAUUGCCAACAAGAGACUGCGAACACAGAGCACACAGUAUUAAAAAAGACAAAGAACUCACAUCCCCAAAAAACAAAAAAAAAAGAGACACCAACAAGUGUUUUUUUUUUUCCUCCGUCUUUCUCUUUUUGUUUUGGAAACAGACUCUCGUUUCCCGUGAAUGAAAAAGAAGAUAUUUCUACCAUACAGUAAUAAAAAAAAAAAAGCACCAGUUCAACCUUAUGCUUCACGAGUUAAGAUAAGGGAAAGAGGUUUCAAAUGCAUACCACAAAGUAAGACAUUGAUUUAGUUUUUUAGAAAAAUAUAGAUAUGUGACUAUCUUGUUUUUUAAAAACUGGGUAUUUCCUUGUGGCACGUUUUUUGUUUUUUGUUGUUUUGACAGAUUUGCGACUUUGUCCCCCACUGAUCAUAAGAAGGCAAAGUUGUGUUUUGUUCUUUUUCUUUUCUGUGUAAUCCAAUGAGCUGUAGCGAUUUUUAAACAAACAAAAAAAAAAGUGAUACGGUACUGUUUUAAAAGUG
This is a messenger RNA of Labrus bergylta (ballan wrasse), 7330 nucleotides long. NCBI's taxonomy places the organism in Eukaryota, Metazoa, Chordata, Actinopteri, Labriformes, Labridae. The record is from RefSeq and is a predicted model, not a curated record.